Aspergillus melleus is the source of this 1287-nucleotide messenger RNA. RefSeq lists its product as uncharacterized. The record is from RefSeq and is a predicted model, not a curated record. The transcript is spliced from 3 exons. The coding region runs from base 1 to 1287 and encodes 428 amino acids. NCBI's taxonomy places the organism in Eukaryota, Fungi, Ascomycota, Eurotiomycetes, Eurotiales, Aspergillaceae. Gene Ontology annotation, cellular component: mitochondrion.
AUGCAAGAUGGCACGCAGGUAGUUGGUAAAGUACCAAAUCCCAACGCUGGGCGGGCUCACAAUACCACCGCUAGUGAAGUGGCCACAAUGGACUUUGCUAGAAAUUGCCUAGGUACCCCCGUGCCUAGAGUGCUAGCUUGGAGUUCCAAGGCAACAGAGAACCCCUUUGGCGCGGAAUACAUCAUAAUGGAGAAGGUUGCAGGUGUCCCACUGGAUAAAAUAUGGGCAAGCUUAGACAUCAAGCAGAGAUUUGGAGUCGUGAAAUCAAUCUCAAGAUACCAAAGAGCUUGGAUGUCAACAGCAUUUGCCGAAUAUGGGAGUCUAUACUAUUCAUCCGAUUUGCCUAAUGCCGAUGGAUGCAUUCUCACGAAAGAGGAUGGAUCCCAAAUCAAGGAGCAUUUCUUUGCUGUCGGCCAUUCAACAGAAUAUGGCCCAACUACCCCGGUCGCCUUUGGCCCUAUACGGUCCCGGCCAUAUAACCCUUCCCGUGCGAAAAAGGCUGCCGCUCUUCAGAAUUAUCUACGUCUGGUGAAGUUUCUUUCUCCUUUGGACCAUUCAAUCUCAUGUGCUGUAUUGUGGCACCCCGACCUCCACGGCGAGAAUAUAUCUGUAAACCCCGAAAAGCCAUGGGAAGUACUAGGUAUUAUUGACUGGCAGUCGAGUGAACUGCUACCACUCUUUGAACAAGCCCGUCAGCCAUAUUUCCUCGACUAUGAUGGUCCAGUUGUCGAAGGAUUGGAUCCGCCGCCAUUCCCCGAAAACUUUGAUCAACUCGAUCCCGCAGAGCAAGCAGAAGCCCAGAGCCUGUAUAUGAACAUGUCACUCAGCGCGUUAUAUCGACGGUUCACAUGUGCCAACAACGAGAGACUAUUUAGAGCCAUGGGAUGUCGACAGACCUCCAGUUUUGAGAUGAUGUUGUUUGCUCACAAUAUCUUGGUCGACGGAGAGGCGCUGUAUCAAUCUAGGAUGCUCGAAUUAGAAGAAGAGUGGCAAUGUUUGCCAGGUGUCCAGGCCGCAGGAAACCCGCCGAUACCGAUCAGAUUUUCCGCUGACGAGGCUAACUCGAUUGAAGAGGAUGUCGUUGGCACAAUUAGGGCUAUGGAACUAAUGCGGAGCGUGAAACAGUCGUUGGGUAAUUUAUGGCCUGAGAAGGGGGUUGUCUCGCCUGGCCAAUAUGACCAAGUGAAAAUGCUUAUGAGCCAAGCUAAGGCUGAGAUAGUUGCUCCUCUCGCCAGUUCUGAGCAGGACAAAGUUGCAUGGGAAAAGGCAUGGCCGUAUGAUGAAUGA